CAAAGAUACAUCGAAAAAGAGUGAGAAAACAGAGAGAGAGAGAGAGAGAGAGAGAGAGAUUCUUCGGAAACCAGAAAAGCAGAGGCAAUGAGAUCGUGUUCCUCGUGACUCACUCUCAGGAAACGCCACCCCUGCCAUCCUCCCUGGGGGCCCCACAUCACCAUUUAUCUCAGAGAGCAAGACAGAGAGAGGGCGAGACAGAGAGCGAGAAGAAGAGGAAUGAUGUGGGAAGGCGGAGAAUCUGCUGCUGCCGGCGGAGGUUGCGCCGGAAGUAGUAGCGGGAGGAGGAAGCCGUCGUGGAGGGAGAGGGAGAACAACCGGAGGAGGGAGAGGAGGAGGAGAGCCAUAGCUGCUAAGAUAUAUGCCGGCCUUCGAGCUCAGGGGAACUACAAUCUGCCCAAGCACUGCGAUAAUAACGAGGUCCUCAAGGCUCUCUGCGCCGAAGCCGGCUGGAUUGUCGAGCCCGACGGCACCACUUACCGCAAGGGACGGAAGCCGAGCAGCAGCCCGAUCCCAAUGGAGAUCGGAGGCACUUCGACGAACAUCACCCCGAGCUCUUCGUGCAAUCCCAGCCCUCCAUCUUCCUACUUUGCCACCCCUAUCCCUUCUUACCAAGUCAGUCCAUUGUCCUCUGCCUGCCCCAGCCCAACCCAUGGCGGCGGCGACAACAACUCCUCCUACCCAUUUGCCUUCCUCCACAGUGGGAUCACCUCAUCACUCCCUGCCCUGAGGAUCUCAAACAGUGCCCCUGUAACUCCACCCCUCUCUUCCCCUACCAGGAACAAACAGACCUUCAACCUGGAAACUCUGGCCAAACAGUCCAUGUCGGCAUUCAAUGUCUCCAAUUACUUUGCUUCUGCCCCAAGCAGCCCGACCCGUAGGCAGCGCUUCCCUGCAACCAUUCCAGAAUGCGACGAAUCUGACACUUCUACCAUUGAUUCGGGACAGUGGAUGAGCUUCCAGAAGUAUGCACCGACUUCCCCGACAUUCAAUCUCGUGAAGCCUGCACCUGCUGCUGCUACUCAGGGUGGUCCUUCCAGAGGGGAUGGGUUCUUGUUCAAUGAGGAAGGGAAGAUGAGCAUGGAUUUUGACUUUGAGAAGGUUGCGAUGAAGGCCUGGGAAGGGGAAAGGAUUCAUGAGGUGGGUUUGGAUGAUCUGGAGCUCAAGCUCGGAAGCAGUCGCACUUGUUCAUCAUGAUGAUGAGGAGUUGCUAUUUCACUUCUUCAUCACCACCACCUCCACCACAACCGCCGCCACCACCACCACCACCAUCAUCAAGUUCUUGUUUUUUUUCUUUUCAUUUUCGUGUUACUUUUGGUAAUUAAAGACUCCGGUUCAAAUUCUUUGCUUUAAAAAAGAAGAAAAAAAAAUUAAUUUUUACCUUGUUAACAGAAAGGAGUUACAUGUAGAUAUAUAUUAUUUGGAGUUGAGAUCCCUCCUCUCAUUGCAGUGGAGAUUUAACAAUUUCUCUGCAAAUUUGAACUGUCCCCCUCGGAAUUUAUGUUGAAAUACAGUUGCAAUUCUCGU
Cuscuta campestris is the source of this 1527-nucleotide messenger RNA. NCBI's taxonomy places the organism in Eukaryota, Viridiplantae, Streptophyta, Magnoliopsida, Solanales, Convolvulaceae. The record is from the annotation of a GenBank genome assembly.